UUAAAAAUUGUCAAAACAAAUGGUAUCUAGUUCAGUUUAUUUUCGAAGGUUUUUCAUAAAUAAAAGCCUCCAAAAUGGCCCAAUUUAGUUUAAAGGGCAGCGAUGAGUAUUACUUAUCACUCUCUGAACUUCCAAAACGGUUUGACGCCGACAGUCCGGUUACAAAUGUGUUUUUUGACGACACAAAUGGAGAGGUUUUUACAGUUAGAUCGGGGGGCGUGACAGGCGUAACAGUCACGGGUAUGGACGAAUUGAAGUCCACAUCGUUCCGUAUGGAGGACCGGGGGCCCAUCAUCUCGAUAAAGUUCUCUCCCGACCAUAAAAUACUUGCAAUACAGAGGAACCUUGAUAAUCAGAAUGCCACAGUGGAGUUUGUGAACUUUAAGGAACAAGCACCAACCAAUGUAGAGUACACACAGACAUGUAAAUGGAAGAAUGCUAAAAUACUCGGCUUUGUUUGGCCAAAAGUAAAUGAGAUUGCGUUUAUAACAGAUCAUGGUAUUGAGUUGUUGCAAGUUAUACCUGAAAAGAAACAGCUGAAAAGCUUGAAGAACAUGUCCUUCAGUGGUGCAUGGUAUUCGUGGUGUGCUCGCAGCAACAUCGUCCUGCUGGCCGGGAACAAUGGAGCACUGCUGCAGCCUUUCUCCCUCAAUGGCUCGUCUGUCACCAAACUGCAGAAAUUGGAAUUGGACUCUGCCAAGCCAGUAGCGGAGCGCGACGUGUUCACACUGCGGCUGUGCGACGCGGCGUACUGCGCCGUGUUCCGACACGCCGCCACCGCGGCCGCCGCGCCUGGCCCCACAGAGGUGUGGUUGAUGCCGAUAUCAGCCGGGCCGGGUCAGUACACGCAUGUGCUCAAGACAGGGCUGGUGGGCCGCUUCGCCGUCAAUGUCGUCGACGACCUCGUUGUAGUACAUCAUCAGUCAAGCCAAACCUCCUUAGUAUUCGACAUCCAGGAACAGCUCGCGAGCAGUGUCUCGGAUACCAGCACGGUGGUCCACCUGCCUGUGGUCCCCGGGUGCUCCAUGCGGCCCGCCUUCGUUGAGGAUCAGCUGUGUCCUAUGUACUCGGUGAACUGGGUGGUGUUUCAACCUGACUACAUCGUGGACGCGCGUCUCGGCUGCUUAUGGCGAGUGCAUCUCACACCCUCUGGAUUGGUGCAUUCUAUCCCCAAAGAUGAGAUCUCAAAGAUAGUAGCAGUGCUACUGCGGCGGUCGGACGGCAAGCCAACCAUAUACGCCGUACUGAACCAGAUGGUGGCCGAUGCUGGCAGGCACCUCGUGCAGCUGUCACAAGUGUUUGACGAAAUCAACUCUGUCUACCGCAGGUGGGCGGAGCUGGAGGUGGCCCGCGCCACGGCGGGCGCCCCCGCCCCCGCCGCCGCCGCCGCCCCCGCGGCCCCCGCGGCCGCCGUCAUCGCGCAGCCCGACAUGUGUGCGCACGUGCUCAGCGGGGACCACCCGCAUAUCGUGCAGGUAGUGACAGCAUACAUAGCGUCGCUGUCUCGUCACGACAUGGUGGUGCAGCAUCCGGUGGCCGAGCUGGCUGUGCGCACAUUAGUCACGCAGGGGGCCAUAGGACGACUCAAGUCGUUAGUCCGCCGCGGCUGCGUGUGCGACGCGCGUCCGCUGGCGUGCGCGCUGCUGUCGCUGGGGCACCUGCAGCCGCCCGCAGCGCAGCUGGCGCUCGACAUGAUGGCGCGGCUGCGGGCGCACGACGAAAUAGUAGAAGUUCUGCUAAGCUGGAACGAGCCAAUAUCAGCGAUAGGCGCGGCGAAGCAAGCGGGCCCGCAGGUCUGGCACGGCCUGCCCGCCCGGAAGGUGCUGGCGGCCGCGAAGUUAUACGCUGAGCGGUGCGGGGACCCUGGGGCCUUCGUCGCUGCUUACCACGCGCUGAGGGAGAGGAACGACCGGCUGAGAGGGUCGCCGCACUUCUUGAGAGGUGAACAAUGCGAAAGCUACGUUGAGUAUUAUAAACAGCUUACUUCGGAGCCGGUACAAUAAGGAAGGACCAUUUAAGUAAGUCAGUAAGUAAGUAUAUCAGUAGGCUCUGCACGGCAACCGCGCCGAUCGCGGCGCAGAAUAUAUCGAAGCCUUCGACCAAUAGCCGUUUGACGUCCAUCUACGUAGAUAGCAUUCGUAUCGUUUAUUGGUCGAAGAGCGAGAUAUAAAUCGCGCCGCGGUUACCAUGCAGAUCCGGCUGGUUUAUACUGAAGUGUUUGUACACUCUAGUGGUUUCAAAGAGUCGAUUGUUCAGGGCCUGUGUCCUGGCCUUAGCCAAAUUGCAAACGAUUACGAAAUAGGACAGUGAACAAAUGUAAUAAUAACAUAAGCUCACGACUGUCCCAAUUGGGGUAGUCGGAGGUACUUCAAUCGAAAAAUGAACUAAGUACCCACACCCCACGGAGCUCUCUGUUAGACAAAAAUCGACUUUGACUAUAAAUUUAUGGCAUUGACAAUAAAUAUGUCAUUUAUGGUAAUCCCAGAUAUUUUUAUCACUGUCCCUUUUCUAAAUCGUUUGCUACCAUUAAGGUUUAUUACCUACUUAUACCCCUUCAAACAUACCUAACAUGAUUAGUGACAUUGACAUUAUAUCUCGUCUCUUUCAUACUAAGCUGUAUACCGUUUAUUAAGUGUGAAAUAGACAUACCUCGCGUCCCUUUCACACUAGGCGAUGGGUUAUAUCUCUCUCCUGCUGUCAUUUUAAUCAUGCUACGUUAAAAGUGGUAUAAGUCUAUUACGUGAAGUAGCAAUUUGAAGGCGACACUGGUUUCUAGCAGUCUAUAAAGUUCAUUGAACUCCUGUAUCGUUCGGAAUCGUAACUUCAAAGUUGAACUAUUUUGUUGAACAUGAU
Pectinophora gossypiella (pink bollworm) is the source of this 2853-nucleotide messenger RNA. RefSeq names its product regulator of MON1-CCZ1 complex (gene Bulli). Gene Ontology annotation, biological process: regulation of autophagy. NCBI's taxonomy places the organism in Eukaryota, Metazoa, Arthropoda, Insecta, Lepidoptera, Gelechiidae. The record is from RefSeq and is a predicted model, not a curated record. The coding region runs from base 75 to 2003 and encodes 642 amino acids. The transcript is spliced from 13 exons. Gene Ontology annotation, cellular component: Mon1-Ccz1 complex; late endosome membrane; lysosomal membrane.